AUGGCUACCAGAGAGGAGCUCCGGGUGAUCAGCUGGGGCGAUGGCGAGGAUAAGAAGUCUGGCACCCCGGAAGCGCCAGCGUCCAUCCUCUUGUGGUGCAUGGCCCAGACGGAGAGAGGGGGCAAUAUCACAGCAAUGCAAUGGCAAGCCAGGAAAGCGGGAAAUGCAGUUGAUGUUUCCAACGGGUUGCAUCUGGCCAAUGCUUGCCGUCUAGGAAGCGCCAGCAUCGGCGCCAGGCCGGGGUGCAUCGCCAAUGAGGCGGCAGAAGUAGCCGUUUGGCUGACGGCCGUCACACGCUAG
Aspergillus welwitschiae is the source of this 300-nucleotide messenger RNA. RefSeq lists its product as uncharacterized. The record is from RefSeq and is a predicted model, not a curated record. Bases 1 to 300 code for a protein of 99 amino acids. The transcript has a single exon. Lineage: Eukaryota; Fungi; Ascomycota; Eurotiomycetes; Eurotiales; Aspergillaceae.